AGAGAAACAGACUAGCCUACUUUUUUGUACUAACGUUUUCUAAAGGACAUGCUCUUUAGGUGAUUUUUUUCCCAGAGGUUCAGCGUCUCUUUUUUGUUUUCUUCGAUAUUUAGCCGAGGCACUUCGAAUGCUGAUUGUCAUCGUGCGAUUACUGAAGCCAUACAUAAAUCUGCAGGAUAUCCGUAAAUUUGAAUAGAGCUGAACAACAAGAAGAAAAUGCCUCCACGUGGUCGUCGUAAUAAUCGUCAAGGAGCAGCAGCUGCAGGUGCUGCUGCGGCAGCUGCUGCUCCGGCUGGGCCUGCAGCUGCAGGUGGAGCAGGCCAAGCAGGGGCUGGAGGCGAGGGCGCGCCCGUGCAGCCUCCUCCCUUUCCGCUGUUCCAGGAUGGGCGGAGUUUUCAUCAGCUGCAGAGUCGCAUUACAAAUUUGGAGAUUGUCAAGGCGGAACAAACUAGUCGCCGAAAGCUGAACAACUUGAUUCUCAACGUAGUACAUAUCGUCUUAAUUAUUUCUGUCAUUCUCAGAGCUAGAGUCAAAAUAUCCUUCAGCUUCUGAUUAGAUUAUUGAAGAUUGUAUUUCAUGUGGUCGAUCGACCUCUACGGAACUCCGGCCCAGUUUUUAGCUGCACCUUGAUUUUUUUCAGGUGUGGGACAUGUGUGGGGCAAAAAGAACGCAUCGUGUUGCCACGGGUGGAGUGCCAAGCGACGUCAAGCGAAAUAUACUCGAGUUCAUGGGAGACGAGAAGAGCUCGGAUUUCGCCAAUCUCAACCCGAAGUGGAAUGCAAAGCGGAUGCACACAUUAGUUAUGAAAAUGUACUUCUCCUGCACUUUUCUCACGGGAGCGCAAGAAGUGAUUGUAUAAAUAGGGUUUUGGUAUUUUAUGUUUACAUGAGUACUUCUGAGCUGUUCUUGAAUCAGGAGGCACGACCUCCCGCUAAUUGCGACGUGAAAAUUUUCUGGUUUCGCCACCUCGUGUGCGUUACGCGAAGUGAUGCACUUCUCGACAGAUGAUUUAUAAGGCUUUCUUCCUUGAAUGUGAGCACAAGGCGUUUGGGCGAGUCUGAAGGCACUCAAAGGAUAUUCUCAUUUCUAAUUUGGCGCUGCAGGAGAAGCGGAGGAGGGCGGAGAAGAUAAUUGACAACCUAGUAAGGAUAUGCGAAUGGAGCGCCCGCGAGAGCGGGAACCUGUCUUCAUAUAUAUCGUGGAAUGAUGCGAUCGCAGGGAGUGACGUUCAAGGUCCUGCAGAUUUUAGAACCUUCGAGAGUGGUGACAAAAACGUCUGGGAAUGGACAUUAGAUUUCUAUCUUCCGUGUUUGAAAUCAAUGAUUUCGGACGCUGGUUUCGCUUUUCGGGUUAUCACGUCCAACCCGAAUGCAGAGACCGAAGAAGACAAGAGAUGCGGAAGGAAGGCAGAGCUAAUGAUUGAGUGGAAAUUUUAGUCUGCCUCGGUCCAAGAUGGACCCUUGUGUCGGAAACGCGAGUCCUUUUUCCAAAGAUACUUAACACGCAAUCCCGCAGAUAAAGAGGAGGACAAAUAAGUGUAUCUAAAUAGCGAGAUCUGUAUGAGCUGGACAGAUCGAUGAGGCACACUAGUUAGAAGGGCGAUCACCAAGCUAGAAAAUAAUACAUUCACAUAAAAAAGUGUUUCAUUAAGUUGCAGACGAAGACGAGGUAUGUAGUUUACUAACACACGGGCUCGCCGCUCCCGACAAGAUCAUCCCAUUUGCACCCUGGUACGAUAAGACGUUAUGUAUCGAGAUACAGACCCUUUUCCACGACAAAUCAUCCUGGAUAAGCUGCUUGAAGAAACCUCUAUUCCGAUUGGAUAUUUUACAACUGCUACAGUUUGCAGGGACAUAAUUAUUCGAUAUCAAAGUUGUUGUACUCUUGCAUGUUUUAGUGGUGCAUUUUCAAGGUGACGAGAAUAUCCC
This is a messenger RNA of Amoebophrya sp. A25, 1928 nucleotides long. The record is from the annotation of a GenBank genome assembly. NCBI's taxonomy places the organism in Eukaryota, Dinophyceae, Syndiniales, Amoebophryaceae.